CAGUAGUAAAAAAAAAAAAAGAAUUCUAGCUAGCUUGCCACCGACAAMCGGUUACACAGCUGAAGUAAAAAACCAUCCAUGUCAAGACAAAAGAAGGCUUUUGGGAGUCUUGUGCUGCUUCUGUGUACAUAUCGAGGCACACCGUCCUGUGAAGCGUUUCUACCUGGCUCAACAGCAGAAACCGUUGGUGCAGUGGUGUGCCAGGAGAUACCAAGACCAAAGCUUUUCUGAAUCCAGGUUUGUACCAGAAGAUGAACGGUYUGUCCAUACGGGAGCUAUGCUGCCUGUUCUGUUGCCCCCCCUGUCCCAGCCGCAUUGCAGCCAAGCUGGCCUUCCUCCCUCCGGAGCCCACCUAUGCUUUGCUCCCUGACCCAGAAGCGGGCUCCGGAGCUACAACCGUGUCUGCUUCCAACCCUGGGGCUGCUGCUCCUUCACUGGGAGCACCGGGACUGCGCUCUCGACUGAGCACAGGCAGUGGAGGUGACAGAGGAGGAGGAGGCGGCGGCGGUGGUGGUGGUGGUGGAGGAGGCGGCAGCAGCAGCAGUGGAGCUGGUGGGGCCGGCGGCGGCAGCAGUAGCAUUGUGGGCGAGGGGAGGUGGAAGCUGCAUCUCACAGAAAGAGCAGAGUUCCAGUAUUCACAGAGAGAGCUGGAUGUGACRGAUGUGUUCCUGACCAGAUCUAGUCGAGGGAACCGGGUCGGAUGUAUGUACAUUCGCUGUUCCCCCAACGCCAGGUUCACCGUGUUGUUUUCACACGGCAACGCAGUCGACCUGGGUCAGAUGAGCAGCUUCUACAUCGGCUUAGGCACACGUAUCAACUGCAACAUCUUCUCCUAUGACUACUCAGGCUACGGUGUCAGUACUGGGAAACCAUCUGAGAAGAACCUUUAUGCAGAUAUUGAUGCUGCCUGGCACGCCCUGCGCUCCCGGUAUGGCAUCAGUCCUGAGAACAUCAUCCUGUACGGUCAGAGCAUCGGCACAGUGCCCACAGUGGAUUUAGCAUCAAGGUUUGAGUGUGCCGCUGUGGUGCUUCACUCUCCUCUCACCUCCGGCAUGAGAGUGGCCUUCCCCGACACAAAGAAAACCUACUGCUUCGACGCCUUCCCAAACAUCGAGAAGGUGUCAAAGAUCCCGUCUCCAGUGCUCAUUAUUCACGGUACGGAGGAUGAGGUGAUCGACUUCUCUCACGGCCUCGCCUUGUUUGAGCGCUGCCCCAAGGCGGUGGAGCCCCUCUGGGUGGAGGGGGCGGGUCACAACGACAUCGAGCUUUACAGUCAGUACUUGGAAAGGCUACGGCGUUUCAUCAACCAGGACCUGGCUGCACAGCACGCCUGAGAAACAAGCAGGCUCUCUGUGUUUGUAUCUAUGACACUGUGUGUUUGUGUGCGUUUGAGCUUGCAUGUGUAUGAAAGGGGGCAUCAGCAUGCUUGCGAUGUGUGUGUGUAUGUGUGUGUGAGAGAGUUAUAGAUCAUCAGUGUGUCUUUACAGCAGCAUACCUACAGGAUAAAACAACAAAAAACAAAGACGCUGUAAGUCGUGUUUCCUGUUUUUAAAAGUGAGAAAAUUUUGUAAUACAUCAUUAGCUUUAUACAUUUGUACAGUGUUAAUAAAACACUUAGAAAUAAAAAACAAACGGAUAAAAUAAUUCACCAGUUAAUGUUGAUCUGAUUGAAAUGGGGAAGUGAGUUUGUUUUGUCUAAGAAGGCACACAGAUGUAAUUUAGAAGCGAGUGGAUGUUGGAUGAGUGUAUUAAAAUGUGUGUGUGUGUGUGUGUGUGUUUUAAUCUCUGUGGACCUGCGACGCCUCAGUGACGUUCGCACAUGAGAUUAUGUGUGUGGGUGCAGACCGAGAUGGACAUCCUGACAACUUGGAAAGCUGCAAGCGUAGGAGGCUAACGGAGUCUUAUCAAGUUGAUCAUUUUUAAUUUGGAAUACCUCCACAGCUUGACCAGCUCUCUCUCCAGUGGACAAACACGGGUCAAGCAUGUGCUCCCUCCCUCCUCCUGCUUAUUGUUUACCUUUUAAAUGGACAUCCCUGUGACUGCCAGGGCAUCUCCCAAGUUUUUGUUCAGCUAACACUACUCUUUUUGUGGAGUUUCGGGAGGACACAGCUCCGAUUUUUUUUUUACAUCAUUUCUUUCUUGGUAAUCUAAAGACUGGUCUUGAAAACUUUCUCAAGCUUUGUACGACCGUUGGGUGUUUGAGACGUUCCCUCAUUUUUAUUUCUGAUGAGUUCAUCAAAUGGCCAAGACUUUGUGUUUAUUUCCACGAUUCUUCAAAACCAUCUCCCGUGAACAGCGUAUCCGUUCCCCAGGAUUGAGCUCAUUGUUGUAGAAUCUCAAGUCCACUCUGGGGUUUUCCCAUUUUGUUUGAGUAACAAGACAGCGUCAGAUCUUGAGCGCACUAACAGAUGCUUUACAAAAAGAAGAAAAAAAAAGAGGUUAAUCUGAAGGGAUAAGUGAAGUUUUGGAAAAGACUGCAGUCAAGAAAAUGACUGCAACCCAGAAAAAGAAUUAGCCAAGCACAUAACACCCCAUAAAUCCACUUCACGUCUGCUUCCAACUGUGAGCUGUGGAGUGCUUGGUUCUUAUUUUUACCUUCAAACAGAGCCAGUUUUUUCCCCUCUCCUCUCUUUUCCAUUCGUUUUUUUCUAGAAAAUAACUGGUUGUCACUUCAUCAUAUUGACACAAGUGAUUGACCUUUUGUCCAAACUGUGGCAUGGACAAACCAAAACAAAAAGCACAUUUCUUAAACGUUAACCUACAGUUGUAAGUCUAAAGUUGGGAAAAGAAAUGUUUGGAUUUGGCUCUAAAAAAUGAAGCUGUCUUUUCCCCAUUUAAUAAGAAUCAUGUUUUCAUUUCAUUUUGUUUGAUUCCAAACUAUCAUCAGAAAUAAACUAAUACAUUUUUUUAAUUACGAGUAGCACUCAUCACACGAGUCAGCCUCCUGUUUGCGUCAGCACAUUUUCUGCUUCUUUUGUAAGUAAUCCUGACUUGUUGGUUCUGGUGUGGGCACUAGGKGUGCWCCGAUUUCAGUUUUCUGGCCGACCGCCAAAGUUUUAAAAAGCCUGACCUGCCGAUACCAUUUUUUUUAUGACACAGUCAAGUGUUAAAAGGUCACAACAAACCUUCAAUGUUCCAAUCUUCUUUUAUUGAAUAAACAUUGAAAAAUACCCUUGAAUCAAUACAAACCUGUUUUAACUGGGAGUGCUCAUGCAGAGCAAAAGGGGGACGGUGACUGAUUCUCAGACCUUUGCUUAGGUCCAAGUAUCGGCCGAUCGCCGAGGAAAUCGGCACCCGGCGAUUCAUCGGUGCAGCUCUAGUGGGCGCCUUAGAUUGUUUCAUAAUUUCUGUGUUACGACUAAACGAUGUGAUUCAGAUCUGGUGCCAGGACGGGACAGUGGGGCUCCCCUCUGUGUAGACCGCUGGUCUGAAGUGUAAAGUAGCUCUCUUAUGGGUGGCAGCACGUUCCAAUGUGUGACACAAGCCAUAUUUGAGCCUCUCACUGUUGGUGUGGUGCAGGCUCCACCACAUCUUUGCACAUCAUUACACACACACACACACACACACACACUACUUACACAUUUAUAUAUCUAUGUAUAUCAGAUCAAGCAUGAAAAGAGCAGGUCUUAAGUUCAGCACUAUUGUACAAAGCAUCCAAAGUGUAAUAAGGGUAUAAAAUGUAAGUCUUUGUGUCUUUUUGUUUGUUUAUUAUUGACUUUGUUCUUCAGGCCAGAAUCAAGUAUAUGAAUUUUUCUGGGUGGA
Austrofundulus limnaeus is the source of this 3762-nucleotide messenger RNA. RefSeq names its product abhydrolase domain containing 17A, depalmitoylase a (gene abhd17aa). The transcript is spliced from 6 exons. Bases 252 to 1334 code for a protein of 360 amino acids. The record is from RefSeq and is a predicted model, not a curated record. Gene Ontology annotation, molecular function: palmitoyl-(protein) hydrolase activity. Gene Ontology annotation, cellular component: plasma membrane; endosome membrane. Gene Ontology annotation, biological process: regulation of postsynapse organization; protein depalmitoylation. NCBI's taxonomy places the organism in Eukaryota, Metazoa, Chordata, Actinopteri, Cyprinodontiformes, Rivulidae.